AGAAUCCAAGUAGGCCUGGCCAUUGCCGUUGCCCACCUAUUCCCAUCCCUUACAUUCAGAUUCGACCCAGGCCCGCCCAGAGACAGCCAGCACACGCACACACACAGCAGCUCGCAGCCGGAUUCCAAAUCACUCACCAGAACCAGACGAUGGCCGAAGGCUUCAAGAAAUACUUCAAUGGUACCACCAUCAAUGGACGCGCCAACGUGGCCAAAGCCACGUAUGCCACCCUGGCCCUGCUCUACAUCUUCUAUCGCCUGCGCCGCGGCUCUGGCAAGGAGUCCCAGCUGGCCAGCGAAACCUGCAGCUGCGAUGCCGAGACUGAGACCAUGCCCCACGGCGACACUGGAAUCUAUGGCUCCAGUGAUCCCGACUGUCCCGUCUGCCGGGAUCGUUCCGAGCGGGCAAUGAGCGAGCAUGAUCGCGAGCAGCAGCGCAAGGCGGCGGCCGAGGACAAUAAUGGUUGUCGGGACGAUCCGCCGCCACCGCCGCCUUCUAAUGGCGGUGCAGGAGGUUCUGGCAGGCCGCGGGCCAAGUGUCCCUGCGAGGAUUCGCAGAAGCGCGUGAAUGGCGCCCUCAAGAACAGCAAUAGCCACAGCAGCCACAUCAGGGCGUGGAGCCAUCAGCUACAGCCACCGAACCAGUACCAGCAGCAUUUCCAGCAGCAUGUAGUUACCGCGCCAACGGAUCAGGGAGGUCCGGUCAGCGAGCUGAUGAGGCAGGUGCAGGAUGCCGUCUCCCGGGUGAUGCGCGGCGUCGUAGACGCUGUGACGGGCGGUGCGGCGUCGUCGUCGGUCAACACCACCACCGGCGGCAGCACCAGCAGCAGCAGCAGCAGCAGUGUGGGCGAGGCCCAGUCCAGUAGCCAGUCCUCCUACUACGGACAGGAUGAGGACGAAGAGGAAGAUGAGGAGGAGGAUGGGUGGGACGAAGGCCGGGUGUAUGACACCCGCAAAAAUCCGCUCUUCUGUACGCCCACAUCCAACGCUAGUGGCACGGCGAAGCCCCAGGAGGAUGCCUUUGAGGACAACUACAAUGCCUUCAGCGAUGGCUUCGCCUCGGAUAUGUUCUUCACCAGCGAUUCAAGAUGAGCGGCGGGAAGUCCAGAACUAAGACGGGGCUGUGCGAGCGCCUCUUGUGGGUUCUAAAUUUAUGGUUUCCUUAAUAAAUCUGGCCGAGAGACCAA
Messenger RNA from Drosophila kikkawai, 1186 nucleotides. RefSeq lists its product as uncharacterized. Lineage: Eukaryota; Metazoa; Arthropoda; Insecta; Diptera; Drosophilidae. The record is from RefSeq and is a predicted model, not a curated record.